Molecule: messenger RNA, 1784 nt
Organism: Juglans regia (Persian walnut)
Lineage: Eukaryota; Viridiplantae; Streptophyta; Magnoliopsida; Fagales; Juglandaceae
Product: pumilio homolog 4-like
Exons: 8
Coding region: 22-1422 (466 amino acids)
Biological process (GO): post-transcriptional regulation of gene expression
Cellular component (GO): cytoplasm
Molecular function (GO): mRNA binding
Source: RefSeq, a predicted model, not a curated record
GCAAUUAUUUUAUUAGUUCACAUGGGGACUUGGAGGGAGGGAGUUCAGAAAGCGUACCUUGAGACGAUUCUUGAUCAAAAUAAGCAAGAAUGUGAACUGCCACAUUCAGGUAAAUCUGGUGGUUUUAGUCAUGGGUGCUAUGAGAAUUCAUUAUAUGGUUAUGGCAUACCAUAUCCAGGAAAUCCAAUGGCGGAUUCUGUACUUCCUUCUGUUGGAUCGGGAAAUCCAGUGUUUCAGAACGAGCGACUAACACAGUUUACUUCUAUGAUGAGAAGCUCAAUGGAGGGAUCAAUUGGGUCAUGGCACUCAGAUAUUGGCAGUAAUAUGGAAGGAAGAUUUGCAUCAACAUUAUUAGAUGAGUUCAAGAACAGCAAGACUAGGUCUUUUGAACUUUCAGACAUUGUUGAUCAUGUAGUUGAAUUCAGUACUGAUCAGUAUGGAAGUCGCUUUAUUCAGCAGAAAUUAGAAACUGCCACAGUGGAAGAAAAGACCAAGAUUUUUCCUGAGAUAGUUCCUCAUGCUCGUAUCUUGAUGACUGAUGUCUUUGGGAAUUAUGUCAUACAGAAAUUCUUUGAGCAUGGUACAGAAAGCCAAAGAAAGGAGUUAGCGAGCCAACUGACUGGCCAUGUUUUGCCCCUGAGUCUCCAAAUAUAUGGGAGCAGAGUGAUUCAGAAGGCCUUGGAGGUGGUUGGUGUGGAUCAGCAGACUCAGAUGGUGGCAGAGCUCGAUUGUGCAGUCAUUAAAUGCGUUCGUGAUCAGAAUGGAAAUCAUGUUAUUCAGAAGUGCAUAGAGUGUGUCCCUCAAGAUCGAAUUCAGUUUAUUAUCUCGGCCUUUUAUGGGCAAGUUGUGGCACUUUCCACCCAUCCUUAUGGCUGCCGUGUUAUUCAGCGGGUCCUGGAACAUUGUGAUGAUCCCAAAACUCAACAAAUGAUUAUGGAUGAAAUCAUGCAAUCUGUAUGUGUUCUGGCACAAGAUCAACAUGGAAACUAUGUUAUCCAGCACGUCCUUCAACAUGGUAACCCGCACGAAAGGUCUGCUAUUAUUAGCAAGCUUGCAGGACAGAUUGUAAAAAUGAGUCAGCAGAAGUUUGCUUCUAAUGUGGUGGAGAAGUGCUUAACUUUUGGUGGUCCUGAGGAGCGUCUACUGUUGGUGAAUGAGAUGCUUGGUUCCACUGAUGAAAAUGAACCCUUGCAGGUAAUGAUGAAGGAUCAAUUUGGAAACUAUGUUGUACAAAAGGUUCUUGAGACCUGUGAUGACCGGAGUCUUGAGUUGAUUCUCUCUCGCAUCAAGGUUCAUUUGAAUACCUUAAAGAAGUAUACAUAUGGUAAACAUAUAGUUUCUCGUGUUGAGAAGCUCAUCGCAACUGGAGAAAGGCGCAUUGGCUUGUCAGCAUCAUUCUCUUCUGGAGGCAUCGCAAUUUAACCUAGGCUUUCUUCUUUCGUCACAACAAAUGACACUUUGUACAGCCAACAUGGAUGGUGAUUUGAUCAAGCUAUCAUCUGGAGUACUACUUAUUUUCGAGGAGACUAUAAUAGUUGUAAAUAAACACAAUGCGCAGGCCCACUGGAAUAAUAAUUUUUUAAGAUAAACUGCAAAGAAUCCAUAGAGAGGCCGACUUAGGAAGUCAAGAUCAACGACAUGAAUGAGGUUCAGUGUUUAUAAAGCAAAAGUAACUGUAAAUGGUAAAUCGCAACGGUAGAGAGAUUACUGAAAGUUGAUAUUAGGUUCGGCUUGUUGACAUCGAGAACUUUUCUUGAGAAAUAUAAUUUUUGCUUUCUUCUGCC